Molecule: messenger RNA, 1704 nt
Organism: Trichechus manatus latirostris (Florida manatee)
Lineage: Eukaryota; Metazoa; Chordata; Mammalia; Sirenia; Trichechidae
Gene: DDAH2
Product: DDAH family member 2, ADMA-independent
Exons: 6
Coding region: 645-1502 (285 amino acids)
Biological process (GO): arginine metabolic process; positive regulation of nitric oxide biosynthetic process
Molecular function (GO): dimethylargininase activity; amino acid binding
Source: RefSeq, a predicted model, not a curated record
AUACUGGGUCGCGCUAGGGGCAGAGUGACCGGCCAGGGUGGAGAGAAGAUGUUUAACUCCUUACACGCUAAUCCCUCCUUCCCGGUCCCUCUCUCCCUUCCUUGCUCGGGGAUCCGGGACUUCCAUUCCCCGGGCCCUGACUCUCCCUAGCUGUCUCCUCCGGUCCCAUAACCCCUGUCCAUAACCCCUGUGAGUCCCUUGCCGGACUUCAGGUCCCUCCAGCCGCGAGCAGCUGAGGGUUAAGGGGGCGGGGCCGCUGCAUUUUUGGACAGUGAGCGCAUCCUAGUGGCUGCCAAGAGGGGCGCCCGACAGAAACCUCACGAAGCCCCUGGGCAGGGACAACAGGUGUUUUGGAGAUUAGGGAUCCCAGUCCUGUUCGUGGGACUUCCCCUAAAGCAGCAGACUCGCCAGGGUGCGAGGUGGAGGGGGUUCGCCAAAAGGAGGAGGUCUAGAAUGGGUGGAGCUAGUGGGAGGGCCGCCCGGAGAUGGCAAGAAGACCUGGGCGUUCUUAACCACCACCCAUGCCCUUCUCUGCAUGUUUCUUUCUCUGCUUCCCCCCUUUCUGUCUCUUCUCCCAGACAGGUGAAGUAAAAAGAGAAAACUAAGCAAUCAGUGCUGCCAGAGGAGGCGUUUGUGUGGAUGGGAUGGGGACGCCGGGGGAGGGGCUGGGCCGCUGCUCCCAUGCCCUGAUCCGGGGGGUCCCGGAGAGCCUCGGGUCGGGGGAGGGUUCAGGGGCUGGUCUCCCGGCGCUGGACCUGGCCAAAGCUCAGAGGGAGCACGGAGUGCUGGGGGGUAAACUGAGACAGCGACUGGGACUACAGCUGCUAGAACUGUCUCCUGAGGAGUCGCUGCCGCUGGGACCGCUGCUUGGUGACACGGCCGUGAUCCAAGGGGACACAGCUUUAAUCACGAGGCCCUGGAGCCCCGCCCGCAGGCCAGAGGUCGAUGGAGUCCGCAAAGCCCUGCAGGACCUGGGACUCCGAAUUGUGGAGAUGGGGGACGAGAACGCGACACUGGAUGGCACCGAUGUUCUCUUCACCGGCCGGGAAUUUUUCGUAGGUCUCUCCAAAUGGACCAAUCACCGAGGAGCUGAGAUCGUGGCGGACACGUUCCGGGACUUCGCCGUCUCCACAGUGCCGGUCUCGGGUUUUUCCCACCUGCGCGGCCUCUGUGGCAUGGGGGGACCCCGCACUGUAGUGGCUGGCAGCAGCGACUCUGCCCAAAAGGCUGUCAGGGCAAUGGCAGUGCUGACUGAUCACCCCUAUGCCUCCCUGACCCUCCCAGACGAUGCAGCUGCUGACUGUCUCUUUCUGCGUCCUGGGUUACCUGGUGCAUCCCCUUUCCUCCUGCACCGUGGAGGUGGGGACCUGCCCAACAGCCAGGAGGCACUACAGAAGCUCACAGAUGUCACCCUGGUACCUGUGUCCUGCUCAGAACUGGAGAAGGCAGGCGCUGGGCUCAGCUCCCUCUGCCUGGUGCUCAGCACACGCCCCCACAGCUGAGGCCUGGCCCUGGGUCCUGGCUGGCUAGGGGUAGGGCAGCGGAGGGAAUAGAAGGAGAGGAGGGUUAGGUACAGGAUGGUGAGUAGGUAGUAGUGGGGAGAGGCCUCAAGAUGGGGGGAGGGCAUAGUGCGGGAAAAAAGAUAGGGACCACUGGGUGAGCGCUCUCCCCCAGAACCAAUAAAACAGAACUGACCUUUUAGAC